This is a messenger RNA of Rangifer tarandus platyrhynchus (Svalbard reindeer), 432 nucleotides long. The record is from the annotation of a GenBank genome assembly. NCBI's taxonomy places the organism in Eukaryota, Metazoa, Chordata, Mammalia, Artiodactyla, Cervidae.
AUGCCUCAGGGUCUGCUGACAGACGGCACCCACCUUCCCAGAGCCAGGCUGCAGCGGGAGCUCCUUCAGACAGACCCCGGGCUUAAGAACCUGGCUUGGGUCAGGAGAGGACGGAUGACGAAGCACCUUGACCUCAUCCAGGGAAGCAGAGCCCUGGCCAUCUGCCUCCCGAGGCUGCGAACGCCGCUCUGCACGCAGGAAAGGAGCUGCCCAGGCUGUGGCCCCUUCAACCGCUGCGGAGGCCCUGCCCUCUCUGGGGGUCGUGGUUGCUGGGGCGAUGAGACCAAAGCCAGGUCUGAUGGGGAGCACCCGGGCACCGUCCCCACGGCCACCCCUCAGCCCGGCCCCCAGAUCGUCCUCGGUGCUGAUCUGACCCAUGGCACCCCCCUCCCCCACCCCAGGAUAAGCCCAAGCGCCUUACAUGGUUUAUGA